Molecule: messenger RNA, 3492 nt
Organism: Diaporthe amygdali
Lineage: Eukaryota; Fungi; Ascomycota; Sordariomycetes; Diaporthales; Diaporthaceae
Exons: 3
Coding region: 1-3492 (1163 amino acids)
Biological process (GO): calcium ion transmembrane transport; intracellular calcium ion homeostasis
Cellular component (GO): membrane; endomembrane system
Molecular function (GO): calcium:proton antiporter activity
Source: RefSeq, a predicted model, not a curated record
AUGGACCCUCCUCACCAAAACAACCAGGACGACGCCAGUCAGGCGUCGCGCCGCUCCUCUAUCACGCAUUCACCCACAGACGUCCGAAGCGCGAGCAGAUACGAGUCCAUCACUGGCCGAGACGACGACGGUCUUUCAGAGAGCUAUCAGUCUACGGAUACUGUGCGCAGGAGACCAGAUGCUACCGCAGGAUAUGGCACCAGCAGCCCGUCUGUUGGCACCGCCUCCUCGUCGCAAUAUCUCGAGCCCGUAGUUUCCAACGAGCGGCACCAUCAACGAAUGGGGACCAACUCGUCACAACCUUCGCGCUCGCCCGUACCGCCCUCGGCCCACGACCGUGGAAGGGCCAAGCCACGCAAGCCGCCUCUGUCGCGGCGAGCUUCCUCUAAUACACAAGCACCCCAUCGUGGCGGCAUUUUCUCCGUGGACGAUGCGCUCGACGAAAUCGCGGCAGAUCAAGAGGCUGAGCGCCAAAGUUACGCAACGGUUCGGAGAAGGCAAGCUGGGGCUCCAAAAUUGAGCAGGAUACAGUCGAGCCGAGACGAGGUUGCAUCCAGCGAAGACUUGGCACCCCCAAAGACGCCCGUAAUUGUGGAGGAGGAAAAUGAUGACACUGCGGAAGCCGAAGCCGUCGAAGAGAGUGUGCAGGCAGGUGAUGGGAUGGACGACGACACGCCGGUCGAUGACGACGACGACGACGAUGACGACGGUGACAUUAGUGACGCCGAGAGCUUCACACUCAAGGACAGGCAGGCCGCCAUCAACGAGACACAUCCAUUCGGUAUAAGGCUGUGGAAACCUGCUCUCUACAAGAAGGAUAGAUCGGUCCAGAAGAAUGCAGAAGUGGACAUCCACAGCUCGCCUGGCGGUAGGGUCAGCAAGUGGCUACUGCUGUUCAACAUUGUUUGGACACUCUGUUUCGGCUGGUGGAUGUCUCUGAUCGCCUACUCAGGUGCUAUCGUGUGCUUCCUCUUCGCCGCGGCUCCUAGCGCGCGUGAGUAUGGACGUGUGCUAUGGGGAUUGGCAGGAUAUCUCUUCUACCCCUUCGGCAAAUUCAUCCGACUCGAGCAGCAGGAGGCGUACAUCGACGAGGAUCAAGGCGAGGGUCGAAGCAUCAGCGAGUACGAGCAAUGGCAGAGCGGCGAUCUGGAAUACGGAAGGCUGUUCUUCGGUCCCGACAUGGGCACCCGGUCUAUAGUUGGAAGAUCACGAAGGAGUAUUGAUUCCGAGCCCAGCGAGACCGACAGCUUGCUGGGACGCGGCCGAGGCUAUCACGGCCACAGCAGCGACGACGACCUGCCCCGUAUCAAGAGGCGGCUCUUCGGCCGUGGUCAGUGGAACAUUGGCCGGCUCAUCUUCUUCAUCUUCUUCUACGCCCUCAUUACACCCUCGCUGUUUAUGGUGUCGGCCAUAUGCUGGUUCCUAGUCUUCUGGAUCCCGAUGGGGAAGGUCACCAUGCUCCUCUUCGAUCAUUUGCGCCGGCAUCCGUUGGCCUUGUCAUUCGAGUCCGACGUCUCGUACGCUCGCAUACCGGCGGCGCCUCACUCUUCCGUUAUUGUCUGCACCUAUCGAGCUGUUGGACUGAAGUACUGGAAGUACACGGUGGACGGCACCAACAUCUUCCUCAUCAACCUCAUGGCCGUUGUGUUGUUCGUCAUCCUCGACUGGGCAUUGCUGGAGGGCGUGUUCCAAGUCCACAAUUUCAUCACCUCCCCCGGCUUCCUCUUCGUUGCCGGUUUAUUCUCCAUCAUUCCCUUGGCGUACUUCAUUGGUCAAGCUGUGGCUUCCAUUUCAGCACAGUCGUCCAUGGGAUUCGGCGCCGCUAUCAAUGCGUUUUUCUCUACUAUUGUAGAGGUAUUCUUGUACUGUGUCGCGCUCAAAGAUGGAAAAGGCGCUCUUGUGGAAGGUAGUAUUGUUGGCUCUAUCUUUGCCGGUAUCUUGUUCCUGCCCGGCCUUUCCAUGUGCUUUGGAGCGAUUAAGCGCAAGACACAACGCUUCAAUGCCCGCUCGGCUGGUGUGACCUCGACGAUGUUGCUCUUCGCAGUGAUAGGCGCAUUUGGACCGACUCUGUUCUACCAGAUAUACGGCUCCCAUGAGCUCAACUGCGUCGACUGCGUCAGCAGUGGUCAUUCUAAGCACGGUAUGGGAGCGAGAGAUUGCCGCCGCUGCUACUUCAGUCAGACUCCCGCCCUCGACGAGCGAUUCUACCUCGAGGCAGUCCGCCCAUACUGCUACAUGGCGGCGGCAUUGCUGUUUUUGAGCUAUGUUAUUGGUCUCUGGUUCACACUGCGCACCCACGCUGCGGUGAUUUGGAAUAGCGAACAGGACGAGAAGAGGCAUGAGGAGCAAAUGCACCACGCUGCCAUGGGUGGCCGCUCAGCCCCUCGUAGCGGGUACCCGUCCAUUGGCGAGGCCAGCGGCAUUGAUGUCCGUGACAGCCAAAUUUACAAGCGAACUCUGGGCCAGACCCUUAGGCAGGUCGGCCUGCAGCCCAGCACUUCGAGCAACGGCGCUGCCGUGACACCGCACAUCCCGCCUCCAAGGUCUGAUACCAUCAGCUCGUCGAUGCAUAUCCCGGGGUUCUCCGAGGCCGAGAAUAGCCAGCUCGUGCAGCAGAUCGCCGAGAUUGCCAGCACGGCUGCUACCGCUGCAGCUAGAGACGCGCGAGGCAGCAUCGCUAAGAGCACUCCUGCGACGACGCCUCACCUACCGCAGGGUCAUUCUUCUGGAAGAGAGACCGCCAUGAGCUCUCACCGGCCGCCACCCAUCCGCACCGCGACUUUCCCCGAGCACGAGGACGCCGUCGGCGCCGAGGCUCACGCUGGUGGUCAUGGAGGUCACGAUGCGCCGAAUUGGAGCAGGACGAAGUCCGCCGUCAUCCUGAUGGGCGCGACUGUACUAUAUGCGAUAAUUGCGGAGAUCCUUGUCGACACAGUGGAUGUGGUCCUCGAGGGCUUUGCGAUUGACGAGAAGUUCCUGGGUAUCACGCUCUUUGCGCUGGUGCCAAAUACCACGGAAUUCUUGAACGCCAUCUCUUUCGCCAUGAACGGCAACAUUGCCCUCUCCAUGGAGAUCGGUUCCGCAUACGCACUGCAGGUCUGCCUCCUGCAGAUUCCCGCACUGGUCCUCUUUAGCGCAGUGUACACCAUCACGAUGCCCAACGGCGAGGCGCCGCUCGACAUGGCCAAGUACACGUUCAGCCUGCUGUUCCCGCAGUGGGACAUGGUCACGGUGAUCCUCUGCGUGUUCCUGCUCAGCUACAUGUACGGCGAGGGCAAGAGUAAUUACUUCAAGGGCUCCAUCCUCUUACUGAGCUACCUCGUCGUUGUCACGGGCUACUACUUCACUGGUUUCGGCGUUGGCAUUGACUCCAUGGGCGCCGAGAGCAGGUUUGAUGUGUGGAACGCCGAGGCCGGCGGCUGGACGUCUUGGGAGAACAGUCGCGAGAGCUUUAAGACUAUUGGCAGGAGCACUUCUGGCGUGGCGUUAUAA